AUGAGGCUGGAUCACGACAAGGCAUCAACGCCACUGCCUUCCACUCAGUACGAAAUCAUGCGCGACGCUGGCUUCAGGCACCUGGAAGACACAGAGAACGACGACCAAAGAGCUACGCAACGGUUGACUGCUCGACCCACGAUCAUAGGGGACAACCACGCCGCACCAAAUGCCAUCAUCGAGAGUAUCGAAUGCAUCAACUUCAUGUGCCACGUCCGGCUGCAUUGCGAGCUUGGACCGCUCCUGAACUUUAUAGUCGGCGAGAACGGAAGUGGCAAGAGCGCAAUCUUGACCGCCAUCACGUUGUGUCUCGGAGGCAAGGCCAGUGCCACAAACCGUGGCGGCAGUCUUCGCAGCUUCGUUAAAGAGGGCCAGGAACAUGCCAGUCUGAUAGUCAAGAUCAAGAACCAGGGCGACGACGCGUAUAAAAGAGACGUAUUUGGCGAUUCCAUCAUUGUCGAGCGUCACUUCACACGAUCUGGUACGAGCGGGUUCAAGCUCAAGGCCGAAUCAGGUCGAACCAUAUCCACCAAGAAGAGUGACGUCGAUGACGUGGUUGAAUACUACUGUCUGCAAGUCGACAACCCGUUGAACGUACUCUCUCAAGACAAUGCUCGACAGUUCCUGAACGCCGCGACUCCGGCCCAAAAGUACAAAUACUUCACUCUAGGUACUCAGCUGGAACAACUUUCGAAUGACUACCAGCUCAUACUCGAAUAUCUCGAUGCCAGCGAGGCUAAGCUCUACGGCUUUGACGAAGAAAUCAAGCAUUUGCAAGAUGAAGCCGAGAAGGCUGUCAAACUACGAGACGCCUUACAGAAGACAGCAGAGAUGAAAGCGAAGCAAAAGUUGUACGUUUACAAGAUGGCAUGGGCCCAGAUCAAAACGCAGGAAGAUCUUGUCAGCGAGAAGGAAGCGAAGGUCGUAGCGGCCCAGAAGGAGGUGGAAGAGACCGAAAGGAGGAUCGCCGAGACAACGAGGACCCUCGACGAGCUUGACAGUAGGAUUUCAGCGGCGCGUCAUGCUGUGGAGGAAUUACGACAUGAACACGAUCAGUUGCGCGACGCGGAGAUUGACGCUCGAACAUGCUUCGACACUGCAAGGACGGAGAUCCAAAAGUUGCACGUAAGCGAACGAGACAUUCACACGCAGCUCUCCAAAGCCAGAAGUAUGGUAGAGCAGCACAAAGCAGAUAUUCAGAAGGAAGAAGAGAGGCUCGAACGUGUAAACGGAGGUGCCAUUCUGAAGGCACAAACCGAGCGAACAGAGGCUGAGCAAGCGAGAGAGCUGGCCAAUAAAGCUGUACAGGACCAUCUUGACCAAGAACCAGAACUCAAGGCUGCGUUGGCAAGAGCGGAGGAAGCAGCACAGAGGUCAGCAAGCGAUGUCGAGCCAAAGCGCAGGGCUCUGGCCGAAGCCGAAGUCAAGGUUCGGGAUCUGAACAGGAAACGGACUGAUCCCUUCGCGGCGUUCGGACCUCGACUUCCCCAACUUCUGCAGGCCAUCGCAACCGAUGAUGGCUUUGGGGCCAAGCCAAUCGGACCUCUUGGACCGAUGAUACAGAUCACAAAGCCCAAAUGGGCGCCUGUGGUCGAGAAUCUUUGUGGCCUAUCCUUGAGCUCCUUUUUGGUCGAAAGCAAAAGGGAUCAAAUUCGACUCAAGUCUCUCAUGGAUCGUCUGGGCAUCAGAGAGCAUCCCAUCGUCAUCCUCGCGAAGACCUCCUUGGGAACUCUGAAGGAACCAGAUCCCAGCUUCGAAACUGUGCUGAGGAUUCUCAAAUUCGACGACCAGCGCGUGAGGGAUCUGCUAGUGAUCAAUCAUCGUAUUGAGCAAGCUCUCUUGGUUGAAACUAGGAUCGCGGCUCAAAGCAUCAUGUUUGAUGAUCAGCCACCUCAGCACGCUGCAUUCUGCAUGACGUUUCAUGACGGCAGGCGUGAUCUAGGCCUCCGUCUUAGAAAUGAACGCGGGAAUCUGAGUUCAUCACCCUUCCCCCUGAGAUACGACCUAAAGUCUCGCCUGAGGUCGGACGAGGAGACAGACCUAAAGUUUCAUCAAUCUCGCGUGGAACAACUACGCAGCGAACUUCGAGACGUGGAAGCGGCCCGAAGAACAGAUCAGCAGGCGGUUCAGCGUUGUACUCAGGCAUUGGUUCAACACAAGAGGCAGAUUAAUGUGCUGAACAAUGCUCUCACUUCAGCUGUCGAGCGGGUCGACGCGGCUCAGGAGGCACUCGACGACCUCGCCGGAGCACAAAACAAGCUGAGUGUUUACCGAGAGCAUCUUAAAGAUGCUGAGGAGCAACGAGAGACAUACGGCAAUCAAUAUGGCGAGCUUCGUGUCCACAAGCAGGAUAUGAACGCAGAAAUGGACGAGCUCAAACAGAAGCUUGCGAACGCCAAACUCGCUGUUGCAGAGAACAAUGCCAAGAUCGCAAAAGUCGAGACAAAAAUCAAGAACUACGAGGCGUCGCGGUACACAGUCGUCGUCGAAAAGAAUGCUGCACACGAGAAUCACGACCUUGCAAAGGAGUCCAAGCGAGCAGCCGAGGCAUCUCAACAGCGGCAUAUUGUGCACCUCAAGGAGCUUACCGCGCAGGCUCAAGAAGUUCAUGCUGAAAGAGUCUGGCUGGAUGAGGGUGAAACUUACGAAAGUAUAGAACGGAAGUGGCAGAGUCAAGGCGAACAACUCAGGAAGAUCCGGCAGCAACUGGGGGGGACCGACGAGCAGAUCAACAACCGAGCCGCAGAGAGUAUGGCGAGGUGGCGCCGGACCAGAGCUGACCACAAAAAUGUGCGAAACCUAGUGGACUCGCUGAAACAAGCACUCACAGAUCGCCUGGAUCGAUGGCGAACGUUCCAGCGCCUCAUCUCCGCUCAGGCCCGCGUCAACUUCCAGUACCUCCUCAGUGAGCGUGGGUUUCGAGGUAGACUCUUGCUGGACCACCAGCACAAGAAGCUCGAGUUGCAGGUCGAGCCAGAUCAGACACGGAGAGGCGGAUCUGGACGCAACACGAAGACGCUGUCUGGUGGCGAGAAGUCAUUCUCGUCGAUAUGCAUGUUGUUGGCUAUUUGGGACGCCAUGGGAUCUCCAUUGCGCUGCUUAGAUGAAUUUGACGUGUUCAUGGAUAAUGUCAACCGUGCGAUCAGUACCAAUAUGCUGAUAACCGCCGCACGCCGCUCAGUUGGGAAACAAUUCAUCCUGAUCACGCCAAAUGCGAUUGAGGGCCGGGCAGUUGUUGACAAGGAUGUCAAAAUCAUCAGGCUGGUCGAUCCUCGGCAAAGACGUAUUGACGACUUGUAA
This is a messenger RNA of Microdochium trichocladiopsis, 3300 nucleotides long. Its product is annotated as P-loop containing nucleoside triphosphate hydrolase protein. Gene Ontology annotation, cellular component: nucleus; site of double-strand break; Smc5-Smc6 complex. NCBI's taxonomy places the organism in Eukaryota, Fungi, Ascomycota, Sordariomycetes, Xylariales, Microdochiaceae. Gene Ontology annotation, biological process: double-strand break repair via homologous recombination. The record is from RefSeq and is a predicted model, not a curated record. The transcript is spliced from 3 exons. Bases 1 to 3300 code for a protein of 1099 amino acids. Gene Ontology annotation, molecular function: single-stranded DNA binding; damaged DNA binding.